AGUUUUAUUUUCCUUUACACCUAGCUAUAUUGUCGUUAUGCUAUUUCUUUGUCCAAUCUCCUUUCGCACCGUUUGUCCACACUCUUCACACUGCCUGCGCGCGGCAGCCUGAAACCUGAAAACCCUCGAUUCCCAGGCCUUCUAUUUUCAUCCCCAUCAUUAUUAUGACGAUGUGCACUGAAUCUGAACCUUCCCUUCCUCUCAUGACUAACGCUACGCAACAAAGGAAUUUCGAUCCUCCUCCUAAUCAUCUAGCUGUUCAGCCAUUUUCUUUGCGGAAAAUGAGCUGCAAUGGCUGCAGGGUCCUGCGGAAGGGUUGCAGUGAUAAUUGCAUUCUUCGUCAAUGUUUGCAGUGGAUUGAGACCCCGCAAUCGCAAGCCAAUGCCACGGUUUUUGUUGCCAAAUUCUUCGGCCGCGCGGGACUUAUGACCUUCAUUCAAGGCGUCCACGAGACAGAACGUCCAGCUCUGUUCAAAUCUUUGUUGUAUGAAGCAUGCGGAAGAACAAUAAACCCCGUACAUGGAGCCGUCGGUUUACUGUGGACGGGAAAAUGGCAAAUUUGCCAGGCAGCAGUUCAGAAAGUUCUCCAAGAAGGCAGCCUGGAGCGGACCUCGACACCCCCCAAUUGCCCGUCAAUUGACGGAAAUAAACCCAUUGUUCCCACAUUUCCCUCAAUGGACACCAACGCAGUAGCCGCGCCAAUUUCCCGAUCAGUUGACGCUGUUGAAUCUCGGGCUCCAGAUGGCAACUCGUCGCAGGAAAAAUUCGACAUCCACAGACGGACUGGCAUUCCAGAUUUUUCUGUAGUUGACAAUCAAGGAGCCUGCAAAAGAUCAACUGAUGAUAACGUCUCCAAGAUCUACGAGGCGGGGAAGUCCGUCACGACGGAAAACCGCAGAGUUCGUCAAAGAACAGAGGACGGAAACAAUAUUGCCGUCACCGACGUUGCCGGCAACAAUGACGCCAUUGAUAAUGUCGGCAGGGUUAUCAACGAUAGUAAUCUCGUCGGCGGGCAUAUCGACGUCGCAGAAGUCACGUCAACCGCCGGGAGUGAGCGGCAGCAGAAUAUUGACGGCAAUUUGGGCGGUGACGUGAAAUUGGGUUUAAGCUUGAAUUGUCGGUCCAAGUCGUCAAAUUUGAAGCAACCGAGGGCUUCAAGUUCAUCAAAUAAUUCCGUCAUUUCCGAAGGCUCCGUCAAUAGACAGUUUCGGGGCCCGUUUCCACAAUCGCCACAGAAGCUUCUGGACCUUCUCUGAAUUGAAAAAAUUGCCUUCAUGAAUCAAAAUUCUAAAAAAUACUAUUUAAUUCCACUGUUAUCAGUCAAUUUGUAACAAAUAAUCUUGUUAGGCCUUUUUGUGCUGCAUCUUGAAUUUAAACCAGACAGCCAAGCCGUGAGAUGACAGGAAAAGGAGAGAGGAAAGGCCGUCAAAUAACGGUAAACAUGUUCCGCGUCGGCGGUAUCGGCGGAAAGCGGAAAGGUGAAUGCGUGGGGCCCACCAUCCACGUAGCCGUUUUAUUCAUGCCACCUCUUUUUGCGCCGCAUUUUUAGGAUGCAUUCAAUGCGCGCCGAUGGAAUUCCCGGAGAUAGCUGGACACGUGGCAUACUAGCCUUGGAUCUCGGCUUCUGGUCAAUGUUUUUGAGUCUCAAGCGAGCUAAGUUUUCCUGGUCCUGUACUGAACGUUUUAAUCAAUAAAAUGUUUAUAUAUAUAUAUUUAAUUUUGUUGAGUA
Messenger RNA from Cryptomeria japonica (Japanese cedar), 1729 nucleotides. RefSeq lists its product as uncharacterized. The transcript has 3 exons. NCBI's taxonomy places the organism in Eukaryota, Viridiplantae, Streptophyta, Pinopsida, Cupressales, Cupressaceae. The record is from RefSeq and is a predicted model, not a curated record. The coding region runs from base 165 to 1256 and encodes 363 amino acids.